Molecule: messenger RNA, 1786 nt
Organism: Cladocopium goreaui
Lineage: Eukaryota; Dinophyceae; Suessiales; Symbiodiniaceae
Source: the annotation of a GenBank genome assembly
GUCAGGAUCCAUGUCCCUCUAUGCAACAGAGAUGCAGCUCAUGAAGAUUCCACCAGAUGUAAAACACAUUGCGAAGGUUUUGGAGGCGGUCAACCAAAGCUUCUUGACAGAAGAUGACGCUGCAGAACUGCUGCAUUGCAGCAGAGAGCGUGUCGUGCAGCUGUGUGGACUCUGCCAAGACCAAACAAAGGAGCUCAAAAGAGAGUUGCGACAACAGGUAUUUGCGUUGACUGGAGGAAAGGAAAUAGAUGGAAAGAUCGCAGCUCCUCCAAGCACGCGGCAACGGAAAGCCAAAGUCAGCAAAUUGGAUUUGUUGUUUCUGGAUCAAAUGGAGUACCAGCUGAAAGUUCUGGGAUAUGAACCUCGAUGUGACACCUGGAUUCCAGAUCCGUUUUCAGAUCCAGCGGAUCCUCCAGAGAAUCUCCCGGAUGCAGCAAGUGCUCGAGGUCCACUCACAAGAUCUGAAUAUUUUCAUGGCAAAAAAUGGCCGCAGAUUUCUUGGUUUUUAGGACGACUGAAAGCCAUGGGAGCCUCGCACAAUGCUUUUGCACACGUCUUGGAUGUGGGAGGAGGUCGUGGAGACUUAGCGAUUCACGUUGCAUCAACUUUUGGAGUGAAAGUCACGGUAGUAGAUACCAAUGAAUCAUCGUUGCAAGCUGGCAGAGAUGCGGCCUGUCUUGCCUCACAGAAUUUGGAGAACUUGUACGACUGCAAGGAUUUGCUCAGCUUCCAAAACAUGGAUUUCAGUGUCGCAGCUGAGCAGCUUCCGGCAGAGAUUGACCUGGUUGUGGCAUUGCACGCUUGUGGAGGCUUGAGCGAUGCUGCUUUGGACUUUGCAAUUUCGCGGCAGAUUUGUUUCGUGAUUUGUCCAUGUUGCCAUUUAAAGCAUCAACACUUGGAGCCAAAGCAUGGCUGGUCGUCCCUUUGUGAUGUUGCAAGUUUGUCAGAGGUGGACAUGAGAAAUGAAGACCCCAACGAAAAGGCCAACCAAAUCCUGCGAAGACUGGCAGAAAUCGAUCGCAGAGACAUCUCUUGGCGUGCUCUCUACAUCAUUGCAGCUUUGCGGCUUGAGGUUGUGAAGAGGUCCGACAAGAGCAGACGCAUCAAUUGCAAACUGGCUACCUUUGCACAAGAGUAUUCCUUGAGGAACCUGGUCCUGGUUGGAGAUAUUUUGAGUGCACCUGGUUAAAGCCACUGGGAGGGAGCAGCAGUUGGACUGUGCGGAACAUUCCUACUCACGACCACCUUGGAGAACUUUGGUGUGAGGCAUUGGAGGCCACCACGUGCUGAGAUUGUUCAAAAACUUUGGCUGUUGGACAAUUCCAUCUCUCUGGACUCUCAUCGUUUCGGAAAUUUCUGCAGAGGUGCCUCAACAGCUAGAAACGGACAGCAUCGUUCCAAGUCCAAAAGCCACCAGGCGCAAGAAGACACCGAUGCCUUCGGAUGCUACUGAAUGUCGGUGUCUUCUGGGGCCAUGUGGCACCGGCAUUGAUCGCCUUCACAUUCUGUGGCCAACCGCUGUACCUGGAAGUGCUUGCAGCACCUACCAGUUUUUGGAUUUUGUUUGGUUUGUGCAGCUCUAAUGGAACAGUCAAUGCAGCUUGCAAGCGCAACAUUUGCCGCGACCGCGAGCGGUGGUGAAAUUGAGCUAGCAAAGAGGCACAGGAUCAAACAUUCGCAAACAUGUUCAAACCAUACUGAGAGAGAUGAGACAGGAUUAGACGUUCAAGGAAUUAUGUACCGCGUCUCCCAAGAGUGAUUCCAUCAAUGAAAACAACCCAUCCGG